GAUAAAACGGCGCGACACCAUCUCUCGAAUUGUCGAAAGUCGUUACUCGAUUGUAGCAUUUGUACAGGUUUGGUAUCACGGCUUCUUAAAUACUUUUCGUUUCGUACGUCAAUAAAUGUUUCCUUUAAAGACUGUAUAUGAAAUUUAAAGAUAUAAUUCAGUUUAUUUUAACAUAAUGGUUAUUAGUUUAGGAUUUGAAGGUAGUGCAAAUAAACUAGGAAUUGGAAUUGUUAAAGAUGGUGAAGUUCUAUCAAAUUGUAGAAAAACAUAUAUAACACCACCGGGUGAAGGUUUGUAAUUGCGUACUUUUUUAUCUGUUACAUAAUAAUAUUAAUAGCCCAAAUUUUUUUCCUAAGGAUUUUUACCCCGAGAAACUGCCAAGCAUCAUCAAAGUAAUAUAAUAUCAUUAUUAGAAGAAGCUUUUAUAAUAUCAAACUUAAAACCUGAAGAGAUUGAUGUUGUAUGUUUUACUAAAGGACCUGGAAUUGGUGCCCCUUUAGCUAGUGUUGCAGUUGUUGCACGUACUGUUGCUCAACUUUGGAACAAACCUUUAAUACCAGUUAAUCAUUGUAUAGCACGUAUCCUUUUGAAUAGACCGUUGACAUUUUAUCCAACUUUUCCAUUUACCGCUCUUAACAUACUUACACUGUUUCUGUUGUCACUAUUACAUGUACAUAGUAUUUUUUUAAAAUAGAGAAAACAAAUAAAGAAGUAAAUAAAUUUAAACAAGAAUUAGUGUACAAGAUCCAUCUUAACUUCUAUUUUAACUAUUUUUAUUUUUAAUAUAGCAUUAAAAUAGUAAAUAAAAUAAAAGCCGUGCCAUUUAAGUUAAAUCAUUUUUUUUACACAUAAAUUAAAUUUAUUUGUGAUCAAAAUAAUAAAAUGCUAUUGUUUAUUAUAUAGCGUAUCAAUCGGAACACGCUUUAAAGGUAUGAUCAUGGUUAAGGUUUGGUACUUCUAGCCCUUGCAUUAUUUUUAAAAGAUUAAAAAAAUUAGCAGAGCCAUAAGUAUUGUUUAGUAUUUAGGAAAUCUAAAUCCUUUUUUACUUGUCAAUUUUUAGAGCAUAUUCAAGCAGUUUAAGUAGUUUUUAAGUGCUAUAAAAGAAUGUAUCUCAUGAUCUUAUUGACUCUUAUCUUAUUGUAUGCAGUGUACCACAAAUGUGUUUUUGAUUUACCUUGUUUAAAUUCCUAUGCAUAUGUGUGUGAUAGCAAUGGUUUAUCGUUGCUUUCAGAUACACAUUAAAUUUCCCCUUUACUACCUUCCCAACUUCUCACCUAUAACAUUGGCAGUACCUUUUCACAUUAUUCUAAGACAGCUUUUUUAUAUAAAAUUUCAAAAAAAAAAUUUGUUUAGAGCAUUUAUGGUUGAUUAAUUCCAAAUAAAUAAAGUAAAUGAAAAACCCAGGUAACAAAACUGAUCUAUUCUAUUUUUAAACUUAUUAUUUGAGGUUAUAGAAAUGUUCAAACAUUUGUUUUCAUUAUUGCACUAAUUAAUUUAUAAAUUAAAAGUCUGGAGACAUUAUUUAAUCCGUGUGUGUUACGACAGGCAAAAUUCUCAAUAUAAAAUUGGUAUUUGAAGUAAAAUGAAUUAGCCAAUUAAAAUUCAAGUGCAUUGAAAAUAUGAACUUAAUUCAUGUUUACUUUUAAAGAACAGCGUUUUUUAUAAAUAAUGUGAAUACAAUAAUGUUACCUACUAGCGAAGAAAAGAAGAUUCACAUUAAGUAUUUGUAUUUACUUUGUUACAUUUUAACUCUUAACUAGAAUAAAUGGUUUGUCAAUAUGUUAUGAUAAAAAGAAUAUAAGUUUAUUGAAUUAUAAUUUUAAAUAUCACUUGACUUUUCCUAUAUAAUUAAAAAAUAAAAUGUCCUUUGUUUUUAUGAGAUUAUUUUUUUAAGUCUUACAAAAAAUAAAAUGAUGUUCAUAUUCAAAAUCUUACACUUUCCAUACUCACUCUUAAUAUAUUUGGUUAAAAAAUCAACUAUGAUAGAUCAGAAUACCUAUUUAACUUAAAUAUUCUAUGUUCAAUCUUUGAUUAUUUUAACCAUAUGUUACAUAAUAUUAUUUUUGUUAUAAACUUUUCAUUAAAAUCAAACCUUAAUUAUAUUGGCUAGAUAUUGAAAUGGGUCGCUUAAUAACUAGUAGUGACAAUCCUACUGUUCUAUAUGUUAGCGGUGGAAACACACAAGUUAUAGCAUAUUCUGGAAAUCAUUAUAGAAUAUUUGGUGAAACAAUAGAUAUUGCUGUAGGAAAUUGUUUGGAUCGAUUUGCAAGAGUUUUAAAACUAUCCAAUGAUCCUAGUCCUGGAUAUAAUAUUGAACAAAUGGCUAAAAAGUAAUUAUUCUGAUUAACAUAAAACAAAAUUGUUAUAAUUGUAUUUAAAUAAUUGUUCAAUUAUUUGUAGAGGUUUGAAAUAUCAUAAAUUACCUUAUGUAGUAAAAGGUAUGGAUGUAUCAUUUUCUGGCAUACUUUCUUACAUAGAAGAAAAAGCACAAUCAUUGUUAUCAUCUGGUGAAUAUACCCCUGAAGAUUUAUGUUUUUCACUUCAAGAAACUCUUUUUGCUAUGUUAAUAGAAACAACAGGUACGUAUCGGUAGUGUAAUAAUCUAAUUUAUAUUGAAAAUAUAGGGUUACUGAAAUGACCAUCUCAAAAUAUUCCAAAUUUCAAAACAGGCCAGUAACUACACAUGUAUUUCAUUAUACAAUUGUCUUGUUUUUUCCAAAUUAAAGAUAUUGUAAAAGGAAUGAUUUCUAUUAUUUUUCACAACAAUAUUAGUGAUAUUACCUAAAACUAUUACAUUUUAUUUCAGUAAUUUUAUGUUUAUAGAAACAAGCUGGAAGAUUAAAUUUGAUUGAAAAUUUGUUUUUAAUGAUUACUUUUGCUCACUAAUUAAAAUGUAGGAAAAACAAUUUAUGGGAAAAAUAAACUGCGAAAAAAAAAACCAAUUUAUUUAUUAUAAUUAGUUACAUUAAGUAUUAUUAUUUAUAGUAUUAAUUCUAUAAUAAUAGAAAUAGCAUUUUAUACUUUUAUAAUACUAAUGAAUGUAUUAUUAUAUUAUUGUUUAAUGAUGCCUUAUAGAAAAAUUGUUUAAUAUUGAUUGUAUAAUGUGUAUAUUUGUUUGUUUUUUACUAAAAACUUUAUUCAACUUAUUUUUAACUUCAGUAACUUUUCUGAUGGGAAAAUUAAUGGUUGGUUAGAGAAAAACAGAAAAAAAUUAAAAUUUAAAGUACAAAGUAUACAGAUUGUCUUUUUUUUUCUAAUUACUUGUAAAGAUGAGGUACAUUAUUUUCUUUUUUUCUUUAGAAAGAGCCAUGUCCCAUUGUAAGUCUAAAGAAGUCCUCAUAGUUGGUGGUGUGGGCUGUAAUGAACGAUUACAAGAAAUGAUGAAAAUAAUGUGUGAUGAAAGAGGUGCUAUAUUAUAUGCUACUGAUGAACGGUAAGAUAAUUAAUUAAAUAAUCAAUAUUCAGUAAUCGCAUUAAAAUUAAAGAUUAUUAUGCUGUUAUAUAAUAAUCUUCAAUAUAUAAUAUUGAAUUUAAAACACUUUUCAUUUGACAUACACAAAUUAAAUUGUAUUAAUAUAACUGUACAACAAAUUAGUGUUUAAAAUCAAUAUAUUUAUUUACUAGACAAAAAAAAUAUACAUAAAUUAAAAAUAGAGUACCAAUAAAGUGUUAAGUUUUUUUAUUAAAUUAAAUUAAGAAAUAUUAAUUAGGUAGGUACACUGUACAACAUAUUUUAUUUUGAAUUAAACUUUUUAAUAAAAUGAUUUUUGAUAUAGAUAUAAAUUAUUAAAAUAUUAUUAUUAUAGAUUAAAUAAUAAUAUUGAAACAUUGAUAUUAAAGAUAAUAUGGUUUGGCUCUAUGCUUAGUGGUCUUGAUCAGACAAUAGGACUACGGGUAGCAUAGAAUAGUAGAAAUAAUGUAGGCCUUUUUAUCAUUGGUUUUAUUACAGUGUAAUCCAAUAUUCAUGACCACAAAAAUACUACUUUAGUGGCCUAUUCAUAUGUUUAGUAUCUAUGUAUUGUAUCCAUACAAAGGUUAGGUUAUCUAUUCAAAAAUAUUUAUAAAUAUUCUGUAACUUGUGGAAGUGAGAAAUGACUUUGAGUACGUAUUUUUUUAUACACCAAGAAAUAAAUCAGAUUUCUUAUUAUACUAUUUAUAAACUAUACUAUAUUAAUAAAAUUAAAAUUAAAAUUUUUAACAAUUUUUAAACCAAAAAAAACCUAAUAUAAUCGCAACAAAUAGACAGGGGGAUUCAAAAUUUAAAAAAAUUCAAAAAUGAAUAAUUCAAAUGUUGUUUGAUUUAUAAACAUAAAAUGAAUAAAUAAAUAUUAUUCAAUCACUAUAAUGUAUUAAAAAAUAUAUUAUGUUUGAAAAAAAAAGUAAAGAUUCCCAUAUGAAUCUCAAAAGUUGACCACCAAAAUCAUACUAUAAGACUGCAAAAAAAAUUACAAAUCAUUUUUGAUGUUUAUAAAUCAAAAAACUAUUAACAAAAGUAAAAUAUACAUUUUAUUUAAAUUUGUGUUUUUAUUAGAUUUUGUAUAGAUAAUGGAGUAAUGAUUGCUCAUACAGGAGCAUUGAUGUAUAAAAGUGGUUAUAAGACUACAUGGGAAGAUACAUUUUGUACCCAAAGGUAUUAAGAUUACAACUAUCUAAUAUAAUCUUAAUUUAAUUAUAAACUGUAAUUGUUUUUCCUAGGUUUAGAACAGAUGAAGUUGAAGUCACUUGGAGACCAUAAUUAUGUGUUAUGAAUUUUUUUUUUGUACUUACUACAUACUAUGUAUUAAAUUAUACUAAUAACCAAAUUAUCCUUGCUAAAACACAAAUCAAUAAGGCAAACACAGGCCAUAUUGAAUAAAUAUUAUUGAUUGUUUGAAAUCUAUCUUUAAAAAUAGUUGGUUUUUUGAUAAUUUCAGCUAUCAAACAAUGUUUUUUUGCAGUCUUCACAAUUACCUUAAUAAACUUGCCCAUUAAUUCUGGUUCCUUUGGCACUAAAACCUGAAAACAAACAGUUAAAUUUUUUUGUAGAUCCUAAGUACUUAUAAAGGUACUUUAUAAAUUACAGAUGACAUAGUAAUAAAAUUAAGUUAUUUUGUAAAACCUCAGAACAGUUUAAAAUUUUAAACCAAAUUAAAUAAGGUAAGAUAUUUUUAACCUUUUCCAAAGUUAAUAAACCAUUAAUUUAAUUGUUCAUAUAUUUUGAUUAUAGAAAAUUUCAUGUUUAAAUAAUUUUUAGCAAUUAUUUGAAAACCAAAAUUCAUUCUAUUGGCAUG
Molecule: messenger RNA, 5270 nt
Organism: Cinara cedri
Lineage: Eukaryota; Metazoa; Arthropoda; Insecta; Hemiptera; Aphididae
Source: the annotation of a GenBank genome assembly